AUAACGCUGGGUGGGGUUAAACUGUUCAUUUAAAAGCUGCAAGUCGUGACCAGCAGAGCACGAGUGGAGAGAAAAUCCAAAAGGCAAAAUGGUGAAAUGGUCAGACUUCGAACGCACCACCAUCCAGGACAUCUUCUCGAAGAUGGACAAAGACGUCGUGGGUCCUGCAGCUCUUUCCAGGUGCCUGAUCGUCUACCCCUGGACCCAGAGAUACUUCGGUAGUUUUGGAAACCUCUACAAUGCUGCUGCUAUCAAGUCAAACCCGAAGGUUGUAGCUCAUGGAAAGGUUGUCCUGGCUGGUCUGGAACGAGCUCUGAAGAACAUGGACAACAUCAAGGAAACGUACGCAGAGCUGAGCGUGCUGCACUCCGAGAAGCUGCACGUGGAUUCAGACAACUUUAAGCUCCUGGCGGACUGCCUGACCAUCGUGGUUGCUGGUCAGCUGGGUAAAGACUUCACUCCUGAUGUCCAGGCAGCUUUCCAGAAGUUCCUGGCUGUGGUGGUGUCCGCCCUGAGGAAGCAGUACCACUAG
Messenger RNA from Melanotaenia boesemani (Boeseman's rainbowfish), 532 nucleotides. RefSeq names its product hemoglobin subunit beta-2-like. Gene Ontology annotation, molecular function: organic acid binding; heme binding; peroxidase activity. NCBI's taxonomy places the organism in Eukaryota, Metazoa, Chordata, Actinopteri, Atheriniformes, Melanotaeniidae. The coding region runs from base 89 to 532 and encodes 147 amino acids. The record is from RefSeq and is a predicted model, not a curated record. The transcript is spliced from 3 exons. Gene Ontology annotation, cellular component: hemoglobin complex; blood microparticle; haptoglobin-hemoglobin complex. Gene Ontology annotation, biological process: oxygen transport; hydrogen peroxide catabolic process.